UUCACUGCAGGUGAUAUCUAAUGCCUGGCUCUGAUGGCUUACGUUGUUUCUCACGACAUUUGGCGAAAUAAAACAACAACAGGAGAUUGCGAAGGACAGUUGACAGAAUGGGGAGACUCUCAGGCUGGAUCCUGGCUGCCGUGCUGCUUACGGCGGUGACCGGGGAGAGAGACCCGAGUGUCUGCAUGGAGAGGCCGCCCAACGCUGGGCCGCAGAUCCCUGUGCUGCCAGAUGUGUUCCAGGCGUAUGUGGAGUGUAACCUGCUGGAUAAAGGCUACUCAGUGGCAGUUAUGGAGUACUAUGACGGCCCGCGGAACCGAGGGUCGAUCCGGUCCGAGGCCCACGGGUCGACUCGCAUGGUCGUGUACGACUUUCCUCAGGACGAAGCCUUUGUCAUAACUGGACCCACGUGUGUGACUCAGAAAGCGUCAGAACUCAGCAUGUCUCAGCUCGGCCUGUUUGGGGUAAACAGUGGCAACGGCACCACAGCGCACAUCUACAGUGUUAACCAGGUGUUCCACUUUGGGCCGCAGGUGAGCCUGUUUUACGAGGGCACAGCCGAAGUGCGCGGCAUCCCGGUCCAGUGGUGGUCCACCUGCCAGUACAUGGCUGACCUGGACGUCACCUUCUUCGGACAGUACUACUUCACUCUGCCUGGCUACCAGAGCGCAGCCUACAGCCUUGAUGACGCCCGAAACCCGAUCCCCGUGCGAAUCAACGUGACGGGGAAGACGGGCGGCUUCCCGGCGCGGCACAUCAGCCACGUGUACGAGUUCUCACAGUUCCGAGCCAACAUCGACGCCGGAGUAGCAGCUUUCGAGACGCCGCCCCACGUGUACUGUCCCGGGCGUGAGGAGACCGUCCCGCUGCCGCCCGUCCCGCAGGUCUUCUCCUUCCAGUCGGAGGUCGCGGUGGGCAGCAGCCGGCUCAUCGGAAACUUCAAGGAAUGGUUUGACACAGGAAACCAGCUGGUCCGAUACGACACCAAACCUCCGUCCAGCCCAGAUGCCCCAACCAGCAACCCCGUAUCUACAGUGGACGACUUCAACACAGGCCUGUCGUACAUGAUUGACAAGCGGACGGGAGAAUGCACGGUUUCCGCCGUCAGGAAUAACAGCGCCGCGGCAGACGACCUUCCCGUCGACCCCUUCCACGUGCGGAUGAUGACAGCCGAGGAGUUCUUCCAUUUCGAGAACGCGAGCUGGGCUUACGUCGGGGAGGUGGACGUUGGCGGCCUCCCCUGCAUGAAGUGGAUCGCUCUGAGGGAGGAUUUCCCGCCCGGCAGCCCCAUACAGACCACCUGGGAGUGGAGCUUUGCUCAGCCCGGUUGGACGUCUGCGAUGCCGUCUGGGUCAGAUUUGACAUCCGAGUCCUUCCCGGUCAUGCUGGAGGUGCGCGGAGUCCACAGAACGGACUUUGCCUUCAGCUACAGUAUCUCCCUGUUCAGCGAGGUCGUGGACAUCACCAACUUUGACGUCGUGUCUCCGUGUUUCACCACGGAUCAGAAGAAACGCGUGCAGAUCAUAUUCCCAGGCCAGUUUCCGGCAGAGCUGAACUUGAACUGGUUCCGGACGGCACUGAAAAAGGGCGUGGCCUCGGCCGCACAGGUGUCGUCGCUACGGGUAACCGACAUACAGAUCGACCGUUACCCGAGCCAGAUCGUGGUGGAGGCGACGCUACUCGAUGUCACUCAGGUCACGGGAGACGUCCUCAAACCCGUGUCAGGGGUCAAUAUGGAGGAAGCCUUCGUCAACCUGCGAAACUCGGUCCAACAGGGAACACUCCGCUUCCUGGUCCCCAUCGGACAUGUCGACUUUAACCGGGAGCCUCUUCGAGCGUCUUUUGUUCGAGAAAUCGGGAUUCACUCCACGGCAGCAGAGCAAGUGACGUACACGAAGGGAAGCGUGCGAUUGGUCGGCGGGCGGACGUCGGGCCAGCUGCAGCUGGAGCGUACCACCGGGGAGUGGGGAGGGGUGUGCAGCAUGGGCUGGGACGUGGCCAGCGCUCGCGUCGCGUGUCGGCAGCUCGGGUACGAUGGCGCCAGUCAGGCAACCUACUGCGUCAACGAACCUGUUUCACCAAGAUCCGUGAGUACGACCCCGGUGACCUGGCUGUCGGGCGUGCGCUGUUCCGGGACGGAGGACUCCGUUCUGUCCUGCGGGAACUCCGGCUGGCAGUCCGCGCCAUGCGACAGCGCAGGGGUCAUCUGCAUCGACACCGUCGUCCCGGCAACCACCCAGGCACCGCCCGCCAGCCCCGCAUCAGCUCCUGUUACCAUGGAAACCCCUCCUGCCUCCACACCUGGCAGCUGCGACCAGGCGCCGCAGACAGCUGUCACAUACGGGACGGGUGUUCUAGCGGGGACUGCCGUGGCCAUGCUCGUCCUCGGAGGGGUCAUCGGGAACGGGGUCGGAUUCUUAGUCAGGAGAAGUUUGCCACAGCUGAUGUAGCAAAGCUUCUGCCACAGUUGAUGUAGCAAACUUUCUGCCACAGUUGAUGUAGCAAACUUUCUGCCACAGUUGAUGUAGCAAACUUUCUGCCAUAGUUGAUGUAGCAAAGCUUCUGCCACAGUUGAUGUAGCAAAGCUUUCUGCCACAGUUAAUGUAGCAAAGCUUUCAGCCACAGUUGAUGUAGCAAAGCUUCUGCCACAGUUGAUGUAGCAAAGCUUCUGCCACAGUUGACUGGACCAAGUUGGUUAUGGCCUGUUGUCUGACACUCCUGUCCAGUUACACCUGCUCUUACUUGUAUUUUGAGAUCCGAUUGUUGUUUUUACCUCAUAAGGGGGGUGGGGGGGUGAACUCUGGUAAAACUGAAUUUCAAUCCGAGCUUAAGUUUGGAGGGCAUUUAUAUA
Molecule: messenger RNA, 2851 nt
Organism: Branchiostoma belcheri (Belcher's lancelet)
Lineage: Eukaryota; Metazoa; Chordata; Leptocardii; Amphioxiformes; Branchiostomatidae
Exons: 18
Coding region: 108-2450 (780 amino acids)
Cellular component (GO): membrane
Source: RefSeq, a predicted model, not a curated record